This is a messenger RNA of Mesorhabditis belari, 1008 nucleotides long. NCBI's taxonomy places the organism in Eukaryota, Metazoa, Nematoda, Chromadorea, Rhabditida, Rhabditidae. The record is from the annotation of a GenBank genome assembly.
AUGGCGGACUGUUCAGCGGAAAGGACGAGGCGGGAAAUUGAGAGAAGAAGGCCGGCUACAUUGCAUUUGAAGAGGACACAUCAAGUGCCCAAGUUUCAAUACUCCGUCGAUCGGUACGAGCCCUCGCCACCGGCCGAACCGAUGAAGAAGCCCCAAUCGUCGCCGAGUCUCAGUCCGGCCAGAGAACAGCUGGUCGCCCAGCAAAAUGGAGAGAAACGCUCGGUUUCGCCACGACCGAAAAAAUCGGAGGAAAGGCGCGAUUCGAUGGCUAAAAUGAGAGCCUUCAAAUCGGACGAGGCUUUUUCGCGACCAACCAUGCAAAAAAUGAAAACAUUGGAUGUGCCGAGUGAUCAGUUGCUCCGUCAAAUGUCAUUGAAUGAACCAAGUCCGCCCGGCUCUGAACAUUCCCCAUCACAACGACACCUUUCACUCCUCACAUUGACCUCAAAACAGAAAAAAGCGUUAAAGGCUUCAUUUUCGACACUAAACAGUGGUGGGCAAUUUUUGCGAAUCGUCGAGCAGGUUUUUCGACGGAUGGAGAACAAAUUUCCGGAUAUUCGAUCAAUCUUUUUAACGACAGCUUUCGUCAAUUCGUUGUCAAGAGAACGAGAAUCACCACCACUUGUUAAAACUGAGCACGAUCAUUGCAAAUGUUUAGUUGGAAUGUUCGAGAGAAUCGUCGAGAAUGUCGAUGAAAUGGACAAAGAGAUCUCGCUUUUGAGGCAGUAUGGAGAGAAACAUGCACAGAUGAGAGACAGUGGUUUCACUGGGUCGAUGAUUGAGACGUUUGGCGAGUUGGCGAUUGGAGUCAUUGGGGCACAGGAUUGCGUCAAGUAUAAUCAAGAUGGUGUGAAAGCUUGGCGGCUUCUUUUGGCCUUCAUUACUGAUGAGAUGAAAGCCGGCUUCGAUCGUUCGAUGAAAAUGAUUGAUCGCAGAAACUCACAAGCUCAAUCCUCACAAGAAAGCUUUUCAUCCGAGUGCCCGUUUAGGGAGAAAUUUGAGCGACUU